AUGGCUUCACCGCAGCGCGUACGAAAAACUUUGGCACUGCUCGGCUUGUACUGCCUUGUGUGCGCAGCGAUUGAUUGCAAGUCCGUAUAUAUCCAAAGCCAAGGGGACGCUGAUGCCCUGCAAUCUUGUGAGACCAUUGCAGGCUCCGUUACGAUAUCCAAGUCUUACCGCGGCGAUCUCACUCUGCCUGGCGUCAAGUCGAUCCAGGGGAGUUUGACCACUGAGCCAUGCCAGUCCGACUCUUCAACUGAUACCUCCGAUUGGCAAACGGACCCGCCCGACUUCCGCAAUCUCGUAUUGAACAAUUGCAGUGGCCUCGCUCACUUCGUCGCCCCGGAUCUCAAUCAGGUGUCGCAGGAUGUGGUUCUGAUCGCACAGCUGAACUUGACAUCGGUCACGCUGCCCAAGCUGAAAUGGGUUGGCACGACGUUCAGCCUUGACGGGAUGCCAGAGCUGGCGAGUGUCAGUGUACCAUCUCUCUUGGGAUUCGGGAGGUUCAAUCUGUUCUAUACGCCGAAGCUGCAGAAUCUUGAAGUACCACAACACCAGGCCCAGAGUUUGGGCUCCAUCUCGAUUGGAUACACAGGUCUUGACGACUUGGGCUCGCUCUUCCUGUGGUCUACUAGGUACGACUCCGUGGCUCUGAGUGGACUCAGUAAUGCAUCCCAACUGUACAUCAACACGACAGGGACUUUUCGCAGUCUAGACAUCACUGGAAAUGGUCUCCUCGCAGUUCACGCUACUCAAAGCGGCGUCACGGUGGGCUCACUCUCCGUUGCUGGGGCACGCAGCCUCACAACUCAACCGUGGAACGUGGCAUCUUUCAGUGCUGUUGGCAACACCUUCAGCAGACUGGAUAUUACCGCGAUCCAGGGUAUUGAAAACUUAGAUGUUAGAGACAACGCCUACAUGGAACUGCUUGGCCUGCCCCAAGGACAAAAUUGGACGAACGUCGCCAUCACCGGUAACCCGGUUCUCGAUCCUGGGAGCGCAGUGGGCCACUUUGACAUCACGACUUUCCUCGGAGCCACGGGCAGUGCUUCUGCGGCGCAGUUCCCUUCUGCGUCGAGCUUUGAGUUUGAGGGUCCGUUCCGGACAGAGUUCUUGUAA
Messenger RNA from Neoarthrinium moseri, 1110 nucleotides. RefSeq lists its product as uncharacterized. The record is from RefSeq and is a predicted model, not a curated record. The coding region runs from base 1 to 1110 and encodes 369 amino acids. The transcript has 2 exons. Lineage: Eukaryota; Fungi; Ascomycota; Sordariomycetes; Amphisphaeriales; Apiosporaceae.